Messenger RNA from Phyllotreta striolata, 1383 nucleotides. The record is from the annotation of a GenBank genome assembly. NCBI's taxonomy places the organism in Eukaryota, Metazoa, Arthropoda, Insecta, Coleoptera, Chrysomelidae.
AUGCAGAGUCCCUCUAUGUAUUUAACAGACAUCGAUGCGUACGGUUGUGUUUUGGUUUACAGAAGCGGUAGACAUGGUUUCACGCAAUACAUAAUGGGCCAAUUGGUACAGAUAGCGAAAGAUUUUUUUAAACUAUCGCUCAAUGUUAAAGUAUUAGAAAAGGCUUCGUCAGCUAGCGGACCCAAAAAUUACGUAAUCGUUACUUUUCGACUCAAUUACGACAAUAGACCCUAUAUGCUUCACAAGAGCCGCAAAGAAUCCUUUCACAGAAGUGGAAUCUUGACUCCUUUUUCCAGCGAACUUCUUUUGGACCUAUUUCCAUUUUGCCUCAUUAUCGACGAAAACAUGAAUAUCAUCGCUUGCGGAAAAAGGUUUUUGGAAAUAUGGAAGGGAAAGGAAAAUUUUUUCGACAAGCCCAUCGCGAAUUAUUUUCGAUUGCGGAGACCAAAGGGAAUUUCGUUCACCUGGAAAAACACUUUGAAUCUCCAAUCAGUCAUGUUUGAAAUGGAGUGUAACAGAGGAAUAGAAAAUUUUAAUGAAAUCACCGAAGAAACGAACGCUAUCGCUGAAAAGGAAGAUGCCAGGGCUUCAUCGCCCCAAGAAUUAAAAAAUAUUCUACUGAAAGGUCAAAUGAAGUAUGUCAAAGACAUCGAAGCAAUUAUUUUCUUAUGCAGCCCAGUCAUAAAUGAUUUGGAAGAUUUAACAGAUCAAGCUUUAUUUUUAAACGAUUUAAAUCCACAUGGAUUAAGCAAAGAACUAGUUUUGGCCGGAUGGCAACAUAAUUCAAAGCUUGAAGUAAUGUUUGACUCAGCCGAACAAAGAUCUGAUGAAUUGGAUAAAAAUUAUCAACUAUUAGAGUCGUGGAAAUCCCGAGGCGAUGAUCUGUUGUAUUCGAUGAUCCCUAAAACUGUGGCAGACAGAUUGAGAUCUACCAAAUUCUCAGUCCUAACUACUUGCGAAGCGUUCGAUUCGGUUAGUAUUUUGUUUUGCGAAUUAGUUGGUCUAACAUCGAAAACAGUCAAAGAAACAAUGGUAGUAGUUUCAACAAUGAACAAGGUAUUUUCUUGUUUUGAUGAACUGAUGGACACCUACCAUGUUUAUAAGGUAGAAACUGUCGGCCAGGUUUACAUGGUGGCUAGUGGAGCUCCUGAAAGAACGCCUUUGCAUGCCCAAAAUAUUGCCGAUUUGGCCGUCGCUAUGUUGGAUGAAAUAGCAAAAUUGAAUGUGAAAUCCACUAUAGUCGAAGUAAAAAUAGGUAUUCACUCUGGGCCCGCUGUGGCUGGUGUUGUGGGAAUCAAAGUACCCAGAUAUUGUUUCUUUGGUGAUACUGUUAAUACUGCUUCGAGAAUGCAGUCCACCAGCCAGGUGAGUUUGAGCUGCUAG